Molecule: messenger RNA, 4791 nt
Organism: Seriola dumerili (greater amberjack)
Lineage: Eukaryota; Metazoa; Chordata; Actinopteri; Carangiformes; Carangidae
Gene: stom
Product: stomatin
Exons: 8
Coding region: 115-996 (293 amino acids)
Cellular component (GO): plasma membrane
Source: RefSeq, a predicted model, not a curated record
CGAGUCAAUACUCAGGGUAACAGAGACCAUCGUACCCAGCAGCAACUCGCUGGACCGCGUUCCCUCCAGUACACUUAGCUCUAACACUGUUACAUAUUUUGUUUGGCAUUAACCAUGGACAAUGAAGACCGUGCAAUGAAAGAAUCCAGAAGACGGGAGCGUCAGUCAGGCUCAAGCAGGUAUGGUAUACGUGAUAUUGAAGCUUUGGAGAAUACAGACUCUGACAUCGGCUUGUGUGGCUGGAUGUUGGUCGCGUUGUCUGUCCUUCUCAUGCUGGUUACCCUCCCCAUCUCCAUAUGGAUGUGCAUUAAGAUUGUGAAGGAGUAUGAGCGAGCCAUUAUCUUUCGCCUGGGGCGAAUUUUGCGAGGAGGAGCCAAAGGACCAGGGUUGUUCUUCAUCUUGCCGUGCACCGACAGUUUUAUUAAUGUGGACAUGCGCACCAUCACCUUCGAUAUCCCACCGCAAGAGGUUUUGACCAAAGACUCUGUGACAGUGAGUGUGGAUGGUGUGGUCUACUACCGGGUCCAGAAUGCUACUCUGGCUGUGGCUAAUAUCACUAAUGCUGAUGCUGCUACACGGCUGUUGGCCCAGACCACCCUGAGGAACGUCCUGGGUACCAAGAACCUGGCUGAGAUCCUGUCUGACCGUGAGGAAAUCGCACACAGUAUGCAGUCAUCUCUGGACGAUGCAACAGAUGACUGGGGGAUCAAGGUGGAGCGGGUGGAGAUCAAAGAUGUCAAGCUGCCUCUCCAGCUCCAGAGAGCCAUGGCAGCUGAGGCUGAGGCCAGCCGUGAGGCCAGAGCCAAGGUGAUCGCAGCGGAGGGAGAGAUGAACGCAUCACGGGCACUGAAGGAGGCGUCCCUGGUGAUCGCUGAGUCUCCGUCAGCCCUGCAGCUGCGCUACCUGCAGACCCUCAACACAAUCGCUGCGGAAAAGAACUCCACCAUCAUCUUCCCGCUGCCGCUGGACAUGAUGCAAGCCUUCAUUAAACACUGAGUCUUCAUACAUGUUGUUCACAUGUACACACUCAUGCAACACAUAUCAUUUACACAUGCAUUUAUAGGCUCUAUGUCCAUUCAGCACGUUUCUUUGAAUCUACUACGCUAACACAACAGAAACAUCUUUGCGUUUGAACACACCACAGACUGUGGUCAACAGUAGAGCCCACAUGCAUGUAUGAUUUGCGCCUGUGUGAGGAGAAAUAACUCCAUACAAGGUGGUAGCAGCUGUCUGGACUAGUAAUGAAAAAGGAAAACUGAAACAUGGUCUUUUUUUAUUUCAUUCCAAAGUGCCAAAAUAUUCUUCUAGAUCAAUCAGAAAGCUAUAGCAGAUGAGCAGAAAUUAAAAAGGUUAUCCGGAGCCAAUGGUGCCAAACACACAGCUAAAUCUACACCAGCUAGACUGGUGUCUGCCAAGGACUGACCAAAGUAGGUGCUUUGCUGUAGAAUAUUCAUUCGAUUUGUUAUUGUGAAUUACACUGAUCUCCGUAGUGCAGCUUUAUGUUACACUACAAAUGUAGAUUUAAAGGUUCCCUGGCUGUCGGCAUAGAGGCAGGAGCGCAAACCUUCUAUCAUCCGUUUUACUAGAGCUUUAAAGGAAAGUGCCAGCUGGAUAUGCAGCCUUACACCUGCGCAUGCAUGCACACACACACACACACACACACACAGAUAUCCUUCUGUUACUACUAAUAUCUCCUGAUGAUGUGGCACUUGUGCAACCACUGCCAGUAUCGCCAUUGUCAUUUUAUACCCAAAAUUAUAUUCAUGAUAUCCAUAUAUUUGUGUGUGCAUGUUUUUUUUAGAUGUUUUAAUCGGGAGAGUGAAUGGAAAAAAAGCAAUGACAUACUGGUAUUAAGAUCCUUUAAGUGUUAAGUGUUUAUUAAAUGUUAAUGUUACAUUUUGAAAGCUAUGAGAUGAAUGCACGCAAAAGUUGUAAUGAUGUAAUGUUUAAGGUUUGUGUUUGGCAGAAUUUAUCACAUACUAACCAGCUCCAGAGGCAUCCAGAAGUCUUAAAAUAAUCCCUACAGCAAGUAGAGAUUAGCCAGUGACAUACAAAUAAUAGUGCAGGAACACACACACACACACACACACACAUAUAUUCCUCUCUGUUAAACACCUUCUCUCCCGUUGUCAUUACUACUGUCCCAGAUUACAAGCUAAAACUUGGCUGCGAGGUCACUAUUUUAUGUUUACAGUGUGCUUUCUAUUCAUACACAGUAUACUGUAUGUAAUUUGGAGGCUGGUGGACAAAAUAUUAUGAACACUUCAUAUUCUUAUAAGGUUGACUCAGCAUCCCUUUUACAUAAUCAAAAAGUGAACCUCAUCAGCCACACAGGUAGUAGUGUGUGUAUUGCAGGGCUGCAAGUGGUUCCUGUCAUUUUGUCCAUCCCCUGGUUUAUUAGUCUGCUCAGAAAGAGCAGGUACAGAAAUGUAUUGCAAAUCUUUCAGCCAAAUGCCUUAACUUACUGCCAUCAAUUAUUUUACAGUCUAAUAUGACAUUUCUAUGCACUUCAAAAUGGAAAUAAUAAUAAAUUAUGGAUUUUAUUUAUCAAUUUUUACUUAAAUUAGCAAUAUUGUAUCAUAUCACACAUGCUCUAUAUGUUCUCUCUGAGUAUAACAUAAACCAAAUAGUAAGUAGAUGAAGCAUCAGUAUCUAGUCUAUGUCUGACUUAACACUACUAUAUAUACAUAAUAGGGCUGCACAAUGUAUCAUUUCAGCAUUGUUAUUGUGAUGUGAGCAUGUGCAAUAGUCACAUCGCUGGAAGUUAAAUGCUCAAACUCAAACAUGUCAUGCUAUAAAUUAGAGAGUGAAGCGGGAGUGGAUUUUUAUUCUUGUUCCAUCCCACUCCCACAGAAAGACCCCUAUUCCUCCCAAUCCCAUUACAGAAUAAAAAAAAUCCCGUCCCGUCACAAUCCCGGAAGAAUGACUCCUGUCCUAUCCCGUCCCAUGAGAGGACUCUGACUCCAUUGAUGGCAAUGGCAUUUUUUACAGUCUCCCACAGGUUGAGCAAUUCCCUUGUGGUGGGUGGCAUGGCAUGUAACGGAUGUGCCUGCAGGGACUCAGUAGACUCAGCAGUUUAGAGGGGGAGACUGUAUCACCAGGUAGCUACAGUCUACAGAUGUCCCCUAAACGUCUCACAUGCAGACUAUCGGUAGAAGCUACAAUUUACCGAUGUUCCCUAAACGCAUUCGGCUGCAUACAGAGCAGCCUCUAGUCUCCACUCAGUUACUGCAGCACAGCAGCUCAGACAGGCGUCAAAACUGCUUCAAUUUGAUUGUUAUUACGAUUCCUGUCCAGUCCGCUCCCGUUGACUUUUUUUUCCCGGUUCUGUCCCAAUCACGUGAUCAAUAAUGAAAUUGAUUCUCAUGCUACAGGAAUCCUGUGACCCACAGGAUUGCCUAAAAAUUGUUAGCCUCUACUACAACUUUCUUGCAAUAUUGCAAUGUCAUAUUGUGUCACAUCGUGCAGCCCUAAUAUAUACUGUAUACAUAUGUAAUUGCAUUCUGUGAAUUAUCAGUUUUGCUGUGGGUAGUUGGAGGGUUCAAGUUUGUCACAAUUGGGCCCAGGUUUAAUCUGACAUUGUUAUAAAUAGGUAUUUUUCAUUUAUUUUUGUUCUAGAAUAUGACACCUGUUGCAUUAGUUUACUACUGUAGCUCCUGUAUAUUAGAUUUACUGUUACUUUGCUACAGCUACAAUAAGCCUUUCAUUGGGGGAACCAUUCAGACCUGCUCUGAGUUGAGUUUACUGUUUUAGAAAUAGGAGAGGUUGUUACAUUUACUUGCAGCACGACCACAGUGUUGCUGACCACUAUGCAGCUACUCUGCUUCUGCUCUCACUUCUCUAAUCGUUUGACUUUCACUGAAAAGAGAAAAACCCCAUCAUGAAAAUGAAGGCUUUGUUUUAGUAUCUGCCUUGUUUUUAAAAAAUGUUACACACAUGAAUAUUUUUUUAAAGCUUUAUUUAGGAUUUAUGGUAGAUUUGUUAGUUUUUGCAGCUAACUACUUUUUUUCUACACUUUGCUAAUGUUUGAUAUGGUUUUAUCUUGAUAUAAUACUUACAUAUAUAUAUAUAAACAUAUAUAAAGACUUGAAAUAAAGACCCUCUUAAAAUAUUUUUUUCUAUGGAUUUCAUUCUUUCAGAAGAGCGCUGCAAGUGUUUGUAAAAAGUAGAGAAAUGACACUUUAACAUGUUUAAUUAGGUUUUAUUGAAAUGAUAACAAGCCUUAGGGAAACCUCAAAGUGUCACAGAAGACCUAACUGGUUGGUAAAGCAGCAAAGCAUUGGUUUCCCACUGUAGCAUCACACAAGCUUCCUGGGCAUAAAUCUGGCAUUUAAAAAAAAUAAUAAAUAUAAGUGACAUCUAAACUGAAGGUACAAACAACUUGUCUAUAAAGGCAUUCUUAUACUAGAACAGUACCUUUUUAAAAAGGUUCAAAGUUGAACAGGUUAACUGUAAACUAGAGGAAAGAAUAUUAAGGCAUUGGUUGUAUUGCUUUUAAUAAGCAGUGUUUGCUUGGCAGUGACUUUUCCAAUGCUGACACCAAGGCUUUAAACUUGCUAUAUGUUUGCUGUUAUUACAUUUCACUAGUGAAAAGGCUUUAUUGUCAAAAUAUGAAAUAAAUGAGAAAGAUUGCCUUCAAUAACAGUCAUAGAACUAGACUAUUUAGUGCAAAACCCUACAGGAAGCCUGUGUAUCUGUUAAAGCUCUACUGUUAUUGGUUGGUUGAAUUAAAAUACUGCUUUAUAGACGUCUGUCCCUUUUAAAAGCACAACAAAAUGUAAAAAAAAAAAA